This is a messenger RNA of Rosa rugosa (rugosa rose), 6542 nucleotides long. RefSeq lists its product as uncharacterized. The record is from RefSeq and is a predicted model, not a curated record. Gene Ontology annotation, biological process: proteolysis. The transcript has 11 exons. Bases 4569 to 6221 code for a protein of 550 amino acids. NCBI's taxonomy places the organism in Eukaryota, Viridiplantae, Streptophyta, Magnoliopsida, Rosales, Rosaceae. Gene Ontology annotation, molecular function: cysteine-type peptidase activity.
CUUUCUUCUUCUUCUCUCUCUCUCAACAAACAGCAACCAAGUAACAGCCACCACCCUCCACAUUCUCUCUCUUUUCUCUCUUCAUCAAUUUUUCUCUGUUUCUUCAUCGUUCAAUCACCGAGUGAAUAACCCCACAAAAAGAAGGUCAAUCUCAGUUCUUAGAUUUCAGGACUUUGUGGUUUUUCAAUUGCUCUUAUCAGAGGCAUUAUCCUGGUUUUCAGUUUUGAAUUAACAUGACUGAGAGAGCUGGAUAUAUUUUAGUUUUGAAUCAAGGGGACUGAGAGAGGUGGUCAGAGAUUCAAAGGACGAGGUUUCAAUUGUUUCGAAUUAGAGAUGAGGCGGAGCUGCUUAGGACCACCCAGCCUCCGCCUAGACCGCUUAGGCGGCCGCCUGAGAGCCCAACGCCCAAUCCAUUCGCCCAGCCCUUACUCGCCUCGAUUUGCUGCCGCCCAACGCCCAGGCGGCGCCUAGGCGGCCUGGGCGGCCGUUUUUUGGAACACUGCUUGUUUAUAUAUUUUGUAUUUCUUUGUUAAUUAUAGUCACUAACUUUAUUUAAUGGAGGUACCGUCUGGCUGAAAGACAUUAAACUCAAGCGUUGCUUGGGAGGCAACUCAAUUCAGAAGUAGCCGUGAAGGAGUCUACAAACACAGAUUUGGUUUCUCUUUCCCUAUUUCUUUUUAUUUUUCAAUUUUUUUUAAAAUUUUUUUUAUUUUUUAUUUUAGGAUUUUUUUUUUCUUCGUAAAUGCCUUCUAUCUAUGCUUAUUUGUUUCAUUGCAUGCUUUUAAUUGAUUAUAUUGAGGACAAUGCAAUAUUUAAGUGUGGGGGAAGGGAUUUAUAUUUUUGUCUUUUAUUUUGAGUCCUAUAUAUUGAAAAAUACAAAAAAAAAUUGAAAAAAAUGUCAAAAAAAAAAUUGCAUUUGUUUUUGGUUUUUGAGUCAUAGGAUGCUUUUCAACUGUCUAGGAUGAUUCUAUAUAUAUGAAAUUAUGGCUAAAAGUGGAUCACGAUAUUGAGAUGAUUUUAAAUGAUAUUAUUUGGUUAAUUGGGAUAUAUGAAAACCAUGUGCAUAUGUAGUGGAUAUGGAUUUCGUAACCUUGGUACAGAAUAUGAGCAUGUUAAGAUGAGUUUUGAUUCAUAAAAGCCCAUGUGAGAUAUUUGAGCCCAUGUCCCUUUUUCUUGGAGUGAUAAUUGAAAAAUAUAUUCUUAUUUUCUUGGCGAUGUUUUGAAGAUCUCAUUAUUCUUUCAUUUGAUUGAUUGCUUGCCAUAGAUUAAGUUUAAUGGAUUAGAGAAUGCUAGAAUUCACUCUUGUACUUGUUGAGAGUUUUAUCAAUACAUGUCCCUGAUUCUGGAAAGGAUAAAGGCACCCUAGGAACUAUCAUCAUUGCCAAAUAAGCAUGUGUCCCUAAUUGUGUACACGAGAUGUGCAUCCCCCUAGAUAAACCCUUUGAGCCUAAAUUAAAAGCCUUUUCUUUCAACACCCUUAAAAUCCUUAAUCCCAAAAUCUUAGUAUAGUUACAACCUUACCCUUUAUUCUAAAAACUUAGUGGAGCUAUCUUUUGAGACUUACCAUAUGAUUUUGGCAUCAAGGAUGAUCAUGAAGAAGAGGAGAAAGUUCAAGUGUGGGGGUAGACUUGUCUAUAAAAAAAAGGAAAAAAAGAAAAGAAGAAAAAAAAGAAGAUGUUUAUGGAUUUUAGUCCCCCAUACUUGGUGGAUUUGGAGUUUGUUUUGAAUUGAAGGCCCACUAUAAAAAAAAUUUGGUCUUUGUCCAGUUCACGAGAGUUCAAAGGAAGUUUAGAAUGAAGUUUUGGCCCAACAUGAAGACAUUAGACCCUUUUAUUUUGCCUCUAUGGGGUUAUGACGUUCUGUAUGCCUUGGUGGAUUUCUAGAAGUCUCUCUACAUCUACAUGAGCUCUAUUAGGUUUUUAGGAUACUUUGUUAAAUUCCUUACCUUUCAUUUCUUAAAAACCUUGAGCAUUGGCCCCAUUUCAACCUUUAUUAAGACCUUUUUGAUCCUUAAGAUGUGACAGCCUUUGAUAUGUGGAGAUGAGUUAUAAGAGUUGAACCUAUGGCUUGGUUCCAUUUGUGCAAGUAGUUAAUAUCUUUCAUGAGAUCUUUUGAAAAAAAAAAUAUAUUCACAAAGUGCCUUUCAUUUUUUAUAUAUGUGAGCUAUUUGAUUGCCUCAAAAUAUUUUCUCUUUUUUUUAUUUUUUUUUAUUUUAAUUAAAGAGGAUCAAAGGGUUUCACUCCUGCCCCCAUGGUGACUCGAACCAAUGACUUCGUACAUAGGUAGUGGGUGCUCUAAUCACUGAGCUAACACCACUCACAUAUAGUUGAGUGAUUAUAAGAUUUUAAGCAUUGCCUUGAUCUGAGAGAAGAAAGAGUGGAUAUACCUUGUGAGGUUAUGAAUCAUACUUGUCCGAAACAUGCUGAGCUCCGCCCCAUUACCAGUAUUACAACCAGGUCCUACUUAUCUAUAUGUGGAUUGUAUGUUUGAAUUAACCUUUGAAUGUCUAAAUAUUGAUUCUUGGUUGAGUGCUAAUCUUGAUGUUAUGAAAGUAAGAGAUUUCUGAGACAAAAUGUUGAAGGGCAAUAGAGUCAUUGUAUGUGUAGCGUCUUUGUAUUUUCUUUCUUUAAGUUUUGAUUGAGUCUAAGUUUGUGUCUUUGUUUUGAUUUUGCUAAGGGACUAGCAAAAUCUAAGUGUGGGGGAAUUUGAUAGGAACAUUUUAAUGUGAUGUUUUAAUAGUUAUUUUCUCAUAUUUUACUUAGUUAUUUCCUUAAAUAAAUCAAUUUUAAUAAAGUUUUUAUUUUUAGGUACCUCAGAGCAAAUGGAGAAGAAAUGAGCUUAAAGACACAUGAGAAGGAUGUGAGACGUUGGAGAUGACAAAGGUAAGGCACAAGGAUGCAGUAAUGAGCUGAAAUGAAGAAAUGAAGUUUUCCUGGUCCGACUAGGAAACCCAGUCAAAGUAGGAAUCCUAAUGACACAAGGAAUCCCAGUUGAACAAGGAUAUCAAAAGAAGAUUCUGGAAAGUUCAAGAACAUUUCAUAUGAAGAGUCUAGGAGUCCUGAAGACAUGAGGAGUCCUGAUGUGGCUAGGAAACCUGAGAGCAUUAGGAGACCAUGUGGCUUUAAGAAUUAAAGCUCAAGAAUAUUCUAGAAAACUUGGGAUAUUGCGGCAAAUAAAGAGACCUAAGUAUACUAGGGUUUCUUGGAAGCAAAAGGGAGGAAUUCUAAGUGAAAUAAGUGUUUUUGCCGUGAGAUAUUCAAGGUAUUUUGGAAAGUGACGUUUUUGAAGUUAUCAUAGAGAGUUUUAAGGGAUUUACAAUAUUCAGGAAGGUUGAAAAUAGGUCCAGAUACAUUCCUUGAGCUCUACACUCCAUCCUUGGCCAAAAUUGAGGAGAUAAAUCAGAAAAUAAUCAUGUAAUUAAUUCAAAAAUAUUCUCCCUAGAAUCAAGGUGAUAAUUUGAAGACUUCUUAUUGGUUGGAUGACAUGGGAAGGAUGAUGUGGAAUUAUCUGAUUGGCUAAUGCUGUGUGGAUCAAUCUUGAAGACUUGGAGACUAAGUUGCCUUCCUCGUGAGCGUAUUCGGUGCACCGUUGGUGUCUCAUACACCGGCAGUAAUGGUUGACGUGGCCUUAACAGAUUUGGAAGUUAGAACUGGGUCAGCGGUUAGUCUUGUUCAACUGGAGUUCAGUUAAAAUGAAAUUUACCUAAUCACAUGUUAUGCGCGUGUGUUGUAUGAUAACUAACCUAAGGCAGUGAAAUAACAAUGCGAAGCUGCAAAGGGCACAGCGCCGCGUUGAUUGAAGACCGCCGGAUCUCUUUACACAUUAUGAUUGAGUGUGAAUUAUCUGGGAAAUGCAGAAGAUAUUUGUUGCGGUAUCAAUUUAUAAUUUGUGUUCAGCAACGACCGCGUAAUGAAGGGCUUGAGGAGAAGGGUGAUUCCUAAUAUUGUGUUGCAGAAGGUGGUGAACCACUAUCUUCGGUAGUGUUGAAAACAGGCUGCAAUCCUAAGGAUUUCAAACAAACCUGUGCUCAGUUAUCAACAGGAAAGACGAAAGCAGUGGAUGGAAUUGGAUUUGGGACAUUAACGAAGAUAGGGUGCACAAAAUUCAACUGGGAGAUAUGCCAAAUGUUGGUUGACAACUUUGAGGUGGAAAAGGAAGGCUAUUGUAUCAAAAUUCAGGGGACAUCUGUGUCAAAUCGAGAUAGUGACUUUGAGCGCGUGAUGGGAGUGAGGAACGGUGGAUCAGCUGUAGAACUAGAUGGAUAGUCGGAGGUCAUUAAGAUAAAUGAGCUAACAAGGAAGAUAUUUGGUGAGAACAGAGAGAUUAGUAUUGUUACUUUGAAGAAGAACUUACUAGAGAGGGAGGAAAUUGAUGAUAUCUUCAAAAUAAGCUUUGUCCUAUAUGCUCUUGCCAUCCUGAUAUGCUUGACGAGCCCUGGCUGUGUUGAGAGGAAGUUUCUUUUUCCAGUUUGUGACGCUGCAGCAAUCGGUACAAAGAGUUGGGCAAGUGUAUGUUUUCGACACCUAGUGGAUGGUGUGUUGUCAUAUCAGAAAGAUAGGUCGGGUUACAUGAGUGGUUGCAUGCUGUUCCUACAAUUAUUUUAUUUUGAUUGUGUUGGUUAUAGUGCGUCCAUGGUGUCGAAAUCAGUUCACCCUGUUGUUGCAUGGACCAAGAAGACGUGUCGGAGCAUGAUUGAGUGGAUAAGUUCACAAGGGGGAAGCCACGACGGUUGUGUUUAUAUAUCCAACAGUGUUGGUACGAAAAUAUGGGAGAAUCUGGAAUCAGACUAUGGUUGCCAACUCGCGCGUGAAAGUGUGCCUGAAGACGUGUUGAAGGCCUUGUUUCAAAUAUACGGGGUGCAAAAUGAAGUUUGGUUGGUGUCUUCAAAGAUGGGAUGUAUGGAGGCCAACAUUGAGAGGGUGAGGAAGAUAAUAUUUGAAAUUGGAAAAAUAUUGCGUGAAAUGAAUGUUGGUGUUAGAGGACAGCUUCAGUCGUACACAAUGAAAAUAGGAAAUGGAAAUGAGUUUGGAAGUGUCGAUGAUGGGAGUGUAAUUGGUAUUGAUACCGAACCGUGGCAGAAACGUCCACUGUCCUCAUAUUUUGAUGGAGUAUUAUGGCACCAAGGAGCGUACGAUGAAGCAGCAGAAGAGGGUGAUAGGUAUGUGGAGGACACAGGUGCGGAUGUUGGACUGAAACCAGGUCCUGUCUCCAUAGAUGAUGGUAAUGUUGGAAAGGAGGAAGAUAGGUUCUCAUUGAAGGGAAAUCUUUCACGCACUGAGUGGACAUUGUUGAAGUUUCUAUUUGAGAAGCCUGCGAGAGGACAAGAUAAGUGUAGGGAUGAAGUUGCUCGGUUUGGAGAAUGGAUAAUGUCCACAGCUGAAUUUGAUUGUUUGUGUCUGGGGAAUAAAAUUUCCAGCAAGGUGAUAAACAUAUCGGCAGCAUACUUGUUUGAAAAGGAGUCCGACUCAUGGUUCCUCCCAACCAAUUUUGGGGAUCAAGCUUGUUAUAAAAACCAGUCAUCGAAAGUGGAGACAUCGUUGGCAUCAAUCAUAUCGGAAUGUGGCCUGCAUAGGUUUAAUCGGCGGUUGAAGUGGUGUUCUAAGAUAUUCAUCCCCAUCCAUGAUAAAAUGUCAGAACAUUGGUUUUUGGUUGUUACGAGAGUUUCUGAAAAAGUGGUGGAGAUUUGGGAUAGCAAUACUGAUAUUGUUUCCUUUCCUAGAAGGCAUCAGAUGGCACGAGAUGUGAUAUUGCUCAUGCAAAAAGUUUUUGCAAGCGAUAUGAAAAAACCCAGUGAUGUUUAUUACCAAUUUUCGUCAUUUGAAACUAAGCAACCAGAUUGUAACCCAAGCAACAACAUUGAUUGGAAAAGUGGCGUCUACCUGAUAAGGCACAUGCAGUUGUACGGUCAACCAUGGUUUGAAGGGUUUCAGUCCAAUAAGUAUAGGAGUGCGCUAGCCUUAGGGAUUAUGAACAAUCCAAAGAAUGAAGCACUGAAGGUGGUGACUGAGUCGGCUGAUGUAUCACACAGUCGUUCCAAAAACACGUUAAAUGGCAGAGAUAAUUGUACUGGACCAUCGGGAGAUAACAUGGAAGCUGAAACGGAUUCCGAACUACCCAACUCUGACAAUAAUGUGAAUAUCCCAAGUGGAAGGAAGUUCCGCUCUCACCGGAAGCGAAAGGACCUAGGAGCAUCAUUGACACCACUUUUCCCAUAUUUCUAAACACCAAAAAUUUUCUCCAUUCUCUAGUCUUCUAGCUCUGCAUUUUCAAGCAAGGGGGAGAAGAAGUCAUGUAAUACAUCAAGAUCCUAGCCGCCAUCCACCCUUCUGUCAUCCUUAGAAGAUUGCUUGUUUUCAAGGAUCUUCAAGUGCUUCGUCUCAAGGCUUUGUCAUUCAUCAUUCACGGUGUAUUUCAUACUUUCUUUUGUUUUCAUUUGUUUGAUUCGUAGAGUUAUGAAUUCUAGUUAACAAUAGGAGGAUGGUAACUUGAUCUUCAAGUCUUCAAAAUUCUUCUUUUUAUUUUCUAGGAUUUAUUUGAUUAAU